Myxocyprinus asiaticus (Chinese sucker) is the source of this 4484-nucleotide messenger RNA. Its product is annotated as drebrin-like protein B. Lineage: Eukaryota; Metazoa; Chordata; Actinopteri; Cypriniformes; Catostomidae. Bases 181 to 2418 code for a protein of 745 amino acids. Gene Ontology annotation, molecular function: actin filament binding. Gene Ontology annotation, biological process: neuron projection morphogenesis; positive regulation of axon extension; regulation of actin filament polymerization. Gene Ontology annotation, cellular component: plasma membrane; lamellipodium; cortical actin cytoskeleton. The record is from RefSeq and is a predicted model, not a curated record. The transcript is spliced from 16 exons.
GCUAGUUACACCAUCACCAGUGAGUGCGCGCCUCCAACUUCUCAGAAGUUCUACACUUAAAGAUUGCAAACUUACACACGUCCUUGAAUACAAAGCUGGAUAAGGGAACUUCUCGUAUUACAGAGCGUGUGUUGAAGUGAACUGGUCUCGUGGAGUACAUUGACAAACUCCAGCAUCAGGAUGCGCGCGAUUAACUUGGACACGUACAGCCUGUCUUUACUGACGGCUAAAGAAGACAUCCUGAACCCCCGAGCAUCCACCAACUGGGCAAUAUUUGCAUAUGAGGGAGCGACCAACAAUCUUAAACUCUUUGAUUCAGGAGCUGGAGGUUUGAUGGAAUUGGUUGGGAAAUUUCAUAACAGCAGGCCCAUGUAUGGACUCUGCAGGGUGGGACUGACAGAAACAGGACAACCACAGAUUGUCAUGGUCUGCUGGGUUGGUGAGAGUGUGGAUGAAUACCGCAUAACAGAAUGUGCCAGCCAUGUGCCUGCCAUCAAGACCUUCUUCAAGGAGGCUCAAUUAUUUAUAACAGCCUCACAGCAAGAUGAAGUGACGGAGGAGAAGAUUACGGCUGCUUUGGCAAAAAUUCGACCACCAAUGGAGAGACUGAGGAGACCCUCAAAAGCAAUGGAGCAGGAGGAGACUGUGGGCACUAACUACAGGAAGACAAAUGCUGCCAUGGAGAUGAGACGGAUUAACAGAGACUCCUUCUGGGCACGUGCAGAGCGCGAGGAAGAGGAGCGAAAAGAGGAGGAACGUCGGAGGGCUGUAGAAGACAGACGGCGCUGGGAGAGAGAAAGAGUUUUCCAGGAAAAAAAAGAGGCUGAAGAAAGAGACCGAAAGAUGAAUGAAAAGCUACAGAUGAUUGAAGAGCAAAGGAGAAUUCAGGCUCAGAUUGAAGAAGAGACUAGAAAAGAGGAGAAAGCGAAAUGGGAACAUCAGCAGAGAAAGCGUGAGGAUGACAUGAGGGCGCGACUCAGACACAGUGAAUCCAUAGAGAAAGCGGCAGUAAAUGAGGCAGCAGCACUUGUUUCUCAGCGCACCAUUAAUGCCAGAGAGUUUUUCAGGCAGCUAUCUGCCUCCUCACAAAACUCCUCAAGCCCUGGAUCUCCACGCUCAGUCAAAUCACCAUUUCGUCGCUAUCAGCGCAGUUUGACGGACACGGCUUUCAUCUUUGAGAGGGCCAACUCCAUUUCUGGUCCCACUUCCCCUCUCAGCCCCACUAUUAAGUCUCCCUUCUGCCGCACCUCAUCCACAUCCUUCAAAUUUCCUGCUUCCUCACUCAGUCCACCCCACUGUAAAAUCCCCUCACCACAGCACCCUCAAACAUCUGCAACAUCUCCUCCCACAUCACCCAUCCAGCACUCUGUCUCACCAGUGUCGCCUUUAACCAGUAUGCAUGUCUUUAAACCACCUCCACCCCAGUCAUCACCACCUAGCCGGCCACCUCCUCAAGCCCAAGAUUCAGCUUUCCCUGCAUCUCCAAAGCUGCUGGGCAGUCAAGAUAAGUCUGAGACAUUCACAUAUGACAUUAGCAAGAAAGAACUUGCUACUGCACCAGAACUUCCUCCAGUUCCACUCUCUGAUGACACUCUGAUGGAUGAUAAGGAGCUUGUAACUGGCUCUCGAAUGCUGUGUGAACUACAGUCAGAAGCAUACCUCACUGUCAAGACUGUGCUGGUUGAAGAAGAUGAAGAAGAGGUGGAGGCACCAGAGGAACUUUCAACCACCUUAACUUCAGAUAACAAGAUCACCACAGACUUUGAAGAUGCAGUGAAAACAGUAGAAGAACAAUUGGAGACUGUGGAUGAGAACAGUGGCAUCAGCCACCUGGAGAAGGUUGAGGAGCAAGAGCUGGAACCAGAGUUAGGGUCUGAGGAGGAACCAGGCUCUGAGGAGCAGCCUGCUGUAGAAUCCAAGGAAUUCUAUCCAAAUGUGGAGCAGUCAGGACCUGAGCCAGCCAGAACUGUGGUACCAACCUUAGAAGAGGACUUAGAAGAUGAUGAGAUUGACGAAGACCUACCAGAAAACCAAGAGUUGUUUGUGAAAACAUCAGAGCAUGAUCUGUUUACUGAAGAUGAAUCAGAAUGUGGCAGACCAGUGAAUGGUACAGUAGAGGAUGUUGAUGUAUCUGAGCAAAGCACACCUGAGAGGUACUGUUACACCAUUAAUCAUGAAGAGGAAGAUGAUGAUGAAAUCCAGACAGAGGUGGUGACUGAGAAUGGCGAGUCAUCACCAGAUAGACUUCUUUGUGUAAGAGCUUUGUAUGACUACCAAGCAGAGGAUGAAACAGAAAUCUCUUUUGAACCUGGUGACAUCAUCAGUGAUGUGGAAACAAUCGACAAAGCAUGGUGGAGGGGAAAUAGCAAAGAUGGACGCCAGGGUCUCUUCCCUGCCAAUUAUGUAGAGACCAUCUAAAAGAGUUUCCUUUAAGAACGGUUCCUCACCCCACUUUUUAUUAAUUCUCAGGGACUAAGAACCUCGAAACCUAGUGUAUGAGGAUAUACCAAGUACUCUGAGACAAGUGUCACAUGAAAAGGGUUUGGGAGUAAAAUUUUUAUAAUCAGAUCUUAGCCAACAAUUCCUUGUGUUCCAAAAACAAGCAGCCAAAAUAGACUGUUAAACCUUUAAUGAACAUCAACUGCAAGAUGCUUACACAGUGUGAGCUUAGAUACUGAUUUAGGACAAUUUCGGUUAGAAAUGUACACAAAUAAUAAUUUUUGCACAUUAUUUACACAUUACACACGUGUAUUAUCUACACAUUACAUCAUUUAUUAUUGCAUGUUUGUUACUGAGGUGCUAAAUGAUACCUAAAAGGAGGUGAAAAUGUCAAUUGGGGAGCGCAGUUUUUGGCCUUGUACACGUAACUCCAACUAACAAUAACAAAUCAGAUGGUCCUGAGUAUAGUAACUUUGUUUCAGAACAAACAAGCAUUAUGUUAUCAUAGCAGUGAUUUAUUUUUAAUCAGUUGACAGUCUUUAUUAUAAGACUUGUUGUAAACUAGAGUAUAUAGACAUAACAUGCCAUGUUUUCUUUGAUGCAAAGAUGUGUUUACUGAAACCCCAGGUGCACACUGUACAGUUUUUAUGGUCCUUUACGAUUGUUGCUGGUCAGACUUUAUGAUGUGAUCCCUGUGAGUUCUUGGGUAAAAGCUAUGGCACACUGAGUGACAUUAGGUCAGACUCUACGGUACACAUUGUAGCCAAGACUUUGGUUCCAGUCGUCCCGAUUGACAGUGCUGAUUGUCUUAUGUCAUUUGCCCAUCAUAGGAGCAGUCACAUUGUGUAACAAUUUCUGACAUGGUCAGAACUUUGUCAGAGGGUAAGAUUAAUAGCAAAGGCAAUCAAUCGGCCGUCGGUGAACAUGUUACACUAAGCGAAUGUAGACUGCCAAUUUUGCCCUAUGACCAGACAUUUUUUACAAUCCCCCAAAUUUGUCUCAGUUGGCAAAAUCAUGUCCAAAUCUGUACAAUGUGAACCCGGGUUUAUAUACGCUAAAAGUUAUUUCCAGAGACCAGCAUGUUAAAGGAAUAGUUCACCCAAAAAUGAAAAUUCUCUCAUCGUUUACUCACCCAUAUAUCCCAGAUGUGUAUGACUGACUUUCUUCUGCUGAGCUCAAACAAAGAUUUUUAGAAGAAUAUUUCAGCUCUGUAGGUCCAUACAGAGCAAGUGAAUGGUGGCUUUAAAGAACUUGCAUUGUAUGGACAUACAAGAUGAGAUGUUCUUCUAAAAAUCUUUGUUUGUGUUCAGCAGAAGAAUGUCAUACACAUCUGGGAUGGCAUGAGGGUGAGUAAAUGGUCAUUUUCCUUUUUGGGUGAACUAUCCCUUUAAUAUGUUUAAAUUUUUUUCUUUUUUUUUUUUUUUAAGAAAUUAAGGGUUUAUUGAUAAAAUAGUGGUGUGGAUGAACCAAACUUGAUGGGGUCAUAAUCCUUCUCUUCCAUCAUUAUGCCCCAGAAAAAGGCACGUCACCAUAAACUGUUACUGUAGUUGUGUUGUCUUGAAACUUCUCUCUCCAAAAUUACAUUCUCUCAUGUUUACUGUCCUGUAAAUACUAUAGAAUUCACGUAUUGUUGGUUUUUCUAUGUAACUUAUUUAUCUCUGACGUGAAAAUAGAUAUAUUUCCUUCUAGUGAGGGUCUGUCUAAUCCUUUUAACCCUUGUAACUUUCAUGGAUUUCAGUAAUAAGUAGUUUUUCAACUAACAAAUUUCACUGAAUGAAUGCAGUAUCAAACAACAGAAGAAUUGCACCAAUACAUUUAGCUUGCUCUUUGCUCUCAUUUAGUCACUUCUUUCCUCUGAGGUAGUACUGUACCUAAAUUAUUUUUUUUCUUUUUCACAUGCAGCAUUAAUGCUUUAUAUUCUUAAUGUCCUGCAUACAGUAGUCACUACACUGCUUUCAUAUUAUUUUGAGUAUCAUGAUCAUCAAGAAACCAUAUUCAAUACAUGUAUGUUAAUGCAUGAGGUAAAAUUAAAGGGAUUCACUUUA